UGGUCACAAAAAAACAUUCAUGAAGUUUCGUUCUUUUAUGGAUUUAUUAUGGCUCUACUGAAAAUGUGAGCCAUUGUGCUGGGUCAAAAGUAUACAUACAGCAAUGUUAAAGGCCUACUGAAACCCACUACUACCGACCACGCAGUCUGAUAGUUUAUAUAUCAAUGAUGAACUAUUAACAUUGCAACACAUGCCAAUACGACCGGUUUAGUUUACUAAAUUACAAUUUUAAAUUUCCCGCGGAGUUUCCUGUUGAAAACGUUGCGGAAUGAUUGACGCGUGUUUGUGAAGUUAUUGGUCGGAGGGCACAUAUUAGCCCAGCACCACUUAUGGCUAAAAGUCGUCUCUUUUCAUCGCGCAAUUGCACGGUAUUUUGGACAUCUGUGUUGCGGAAUCUUUUGCAAUUUGUCCAAUUAAUAAUGGAGAAGUCAAAGUAAAAAGAUGGAGGUGGGAAGCUUUUAGCCUUUAGCCACACAAACACACGGUGUUUCCUUGUUUAAAAUUCCCGGAGGUGAAGCUUUACUAUGGAUCAGAGCGGUCAAGCCAACAUGGUUCCCGACCACUUGUCAACCGGCAGUUUUCAAUGAGAAAAUUGUGGCAAUAAGUCAUCUCUUACCGGAGAUCAGCGGAGCCAGUGUCGUCCUGCAGCUGCCGUGACUUUUCUCAGAGACUCUGGCGUCAACACACCCGUGGCCACACCUCUCCAACUUUAAGGCCUUCACUCUAAAUUUCCUCAUCCACGAAUCUUUCAUCCUUGCUCAAAUUAAUGGGGAAAUUUUCGCUUCCUCGGUCCGAAUAGCUCUAGCUGCUGCUGGCUAUGAUUGUAAACAAUGUGAGGAUGUGAGGAGCUCUACAACCAGUGACGUCACGCGCACAUCGUCUGCUACUUCCGUUCUUCCUGGGUGCCUCAGGGAAGUUACCUGGAGUCCAACAGGGACGAGUGCACGGUCUCGCUCAUAUAUGCGGUCCGUCUGAAGAAGACCGGAUCGGUCAGCUUUGAAUACCAGUACCCAGACAAAAACCUGCUCUUUGAGUUCUUUAUUCAGAAUGACCAAUGUCAGGAGAUGGAUCAGGCCGUGGACACCAAGUGGCUUAAACUCAGCAAUCCAGGCGAGUGGGCAACACACACGGUGAACCUGAAGUCUGGCGCCAACAUCAUGUAUUGGAGGACCAGUGCGGUCGUGGUGGGAGCUAAAGCGCUGAAACCUGCCUUGCUGAAAAAUAUCCUCAUAGAAGGGGUUGCCUACACGUCCGAGUGUUUCCCUUGUAAGCCAGGAACAUUCAGCCGUGUCCCCGGCUCCGCCUCCUGCCAGCCCUGCCCCCGGGACACCUACUCGGCUCACGGAGCGAGCUCGUGCACUUCCUGCAACACCAGCAGCCAGUACGCAGAUGAGGGCUCAGCUGUGUGUCAGAACAGACCGCCGUGUUCCAAGAAGGACUAUUUCAGCAUCCACACCGCUUGCGACAACGAGGGAAAGACCCAGAUUAUAUAUAAAUGGAUCGAGCCCAAGGUCUGCCUCGAGAACGUGACCGGAGCUAUUACGCUGCCCCCCGGUGGCCAGCGUAAGCCCUGCCCUCCUUGCAACCCCGGGUUCUAUAACAACGAAACAGCCAUCUGCUCACCCUGCCCACCUGGGACCUUUUCAGAUGGGAUGAAAGCCUGUCAGCGAUGCCCGGCGGGUACGGAGCCCACUUUGGGUUACGAGUACAAAUGGUGGAACGUUCUGCCGGCGAACAUGAAGACUUCCUGUUUCAACGUGGGCAACGCUAGAUGUGACGGCAUGAAUGGUUGGGAAGUGGCCCGCGAUCAUAUCCAGAGCGGAGCGGGAAGCUCGGAUAACGAUUACCUCAUCCUCAGCAUCCACGUUCCUGGAUUCAAGCUCCCGACGUCAAUGUCAAGCCAUUCCACAACAGAGUUCGGUCGCAUUACCUUUGAGUUUGAGACGUCGUGCACCACAGACUGUGAAUUCUACUUCAUGAUGGAUGUGAACCGGAGGAGCACCACAGUGGUGGAGUCGUGGGAGCGAAGUAAAACCCGACAGACUUACACGCACGUCAUGACGAAGAAUGCCUCAGUUUCCUACACAUGGGCUUUCCAGAGGACCAAUCAGCCGUCAGAUGGUCGUCGCUACGUCAACGAUGUAGCGCGCAUCUACUCCAUCACCGUCAGCAACGCGGUGGACGGGGUGUCCUCCGAGUGUCGGGCCUGCGCCGUCAGCACCCAGCCGUCCAGCUCCGCCUGUGUGCCGUGUCCGGCGGGUCACUACAUAGACCCGCGCAGCAGCCAGUGUACGGAGUGUCCCCCGGACACCUACCUCGUCUCUCAGGACAAGCCGGGCCCCCAAGCCUGCAAGCCUUGUGGACCAAGCAGCCAGAGCAGCAAGGACCACCGUUUGUGUUACAGCGACUGUCACUUCACGCACACCGACGGCAACCUCACUCUGACCUUUGACUUCAACUCCCUGGGCUCAGUGGGGACGCUGAUGAAUGGGCCGAGCUUCACCUCCAAAGGAACCAAGUACUUCCACCAAUUCAACAUCAGCCUGUGCGGAGGACCGGAUCGGUUGGCCUUAUGCAAAGACAACGUGAGCGACCUAUCCAUCAGUGACGCUCAGAGCGAAGGAGCCAACACCGUCAAGACCUUCAUCUGUCAAUCAACCGUCAUCCCGGCCAGUGGGAGGGGCUUCAACGCGGCGCUCACCUCACAGUCCAUUAACCUGGCCGACACCUUUCUGGGCGCAACGGUUGAAAACACUCAUGAAAGUAUUCGGGCAAGACCUGAGCUGUACCCCCGGACCUCCAAGAAAGUCCCAGAUGUCAACUUCUUCUUUCGGUCUUUGGAGCCCACCUCGUCAUGUGAAUCAGGUCGCAGCACGGUGGUGACCGUUCGCUGUAAUCCAGAACGAAGCACUAAAGGAGAACUCUCCGUGCCCAGUAUAUGCCCUGCGGGAACAUGCGACGGCUGCACCUUUCAUUUUCUGUGGGAGAGCUCUGGCGCUUGUCCCACGUGCACGGAGAGGGACUACCACCGCAUAGAGGGCGCCUGCAAAGGAGGACACCAGGACCUGUUGUACGUGUGGACCGAGCCCAAAGUGUGCAUGGCGGGCGCCAGCUUGCCGGAGAAGAAGACGGUGCCGUGCGAAGGCAUGGAGUUCUGGGUGCGGUUGGGCUCAGGACUGGGCGCUUUCACCGCGGUGCUCCUCGUCACGCUCACCUGCUACUUCUGGAAGAAGAAUAAGCGGUUGGAGUAUAAGUACUCGCGCCUGAUGUCCGCCAACAAGGAGUGCGAGAUGCCAGGAGCCGACAGCUGUGCCGUGAUGGAGGGAGAGAACGAAGGCGACAUGGAGGACGAGAUCGUGUACUCCAAACCCUCGCUGCUCGGCAAACUCAAAGCCAUCGCGUCCAAAGGAAACGGCGAGAGCUACGAAAACAUGCAGCUGAACUCGUCCGGUUCCAAAGCUUUGGUGUGGAGUUAAAAUGACCUGGGAGUCAGCCUCAGGUGAUUGAAGUCCCCUUUAACACACACACACACACACACACAUACACGUACACACACACACACACACACACACUCGCAUCAAUGGUGGCCUUAAACCCGGGUAGGAGCCAACAGUCCAGUUCCGUGUCACAAAGAACUCAGGGUAACUGGGGGAGCUACAGUACAGUAUGUCACGUCCAUUUGUUUGGAUUGGUUAUUAUGUUCGUUAAGAGGUGGUCGUUUUGUGCGUUGAUCUCCCGCCACCUUUGGCCAUUGGAAUGGCCUGUCUCGUCAUUUGUGUAUUAUUUCUUGUUUUGUUUUGUUUUGGUUUUUUUUCCAAAUGAGGUCAACACGAUGGGAAAACAGAGACAAUGCAGAUGAGGUUUGUGGUGUUGACUUCAGUGCUCUCUGCUAAUAAAUUAUGAAUUAUUUAUGUAUAAGCGCA
This is a messenger RNA of Nerophis ophidion (straightnose pipefish), 3923 nucleotides long. RefSeq names its product endosome-lysosome associated apoptosis and autophagy regulator family member 2a (gene elapor2a). Lineage: Eukaryota; Metazoa; Chordata; Actinopteri; Syngnathiformes; Syngnathidae. Bases 1065 to 3476 code for a protein of 803 amino acids. The record is from RefSeq and is a predicted model, not a curated record. Gene Ontology annotation, biological process: positive regulation of BMP signaling pathway. The transcript has 21 exons.